AUGCCUCCCACUCGUCAACGUGCACAUCGUUCUGCAAGACUUCGAGCUGAUGCUCGAGUGCACUCAAUGGAUCCUUCAGCACUCUCCGUACCUCCCUCUGAGGGACAAUCCAAGGUCCCCUCCGAAUCUGGACCACGAUUGACCAUCCAGUGGCAUAAUGAAACUGCCCUAACGGAUGUCUUGGUGAAUUAUCUAACGUCUCACCCUGCUGAUUGUAGGGUGCUCUUUUAUUCUGAGGGGAAGAAGGCGAUGUCCCCCGUCAACGACAGCCCCUCGGGCUCGGACAAAGGCCAAAUCUGUAGCGUUAUCGCUAAACUUAUCUUCACCAAUCACCCCAAAUAUGGUCACGCAUAUCACGACAAUCAGAAGAAAUUCUGUGACACAAUCAACAAUUGCAUUAACAAAACAAAGUACAAGAAGAUGAAGGCUAGAUUCGGUGACACAGGUGCCGGUGUGAUGCCGCUUGAUGGGACGGCUGCAAAAAAUCUGCUGGACUCAGUUCUUUUGGAGUUCCCAUGGUACACGGACCUCGAUGGAAUCUGGCACUCCAAUCCGUCGUUGGCUGCAAAGACUUAUUCCUCCAAGCCUGGUGUUGAUCACGCAGGCGCGUACAUCAGAUCCUCAUACCCAGGCGCAUACAUCAGAUCCUCAGACCCAGGCGCGUACAUCAGAUCCUUGGACCCAGGCGCGUACAUCAGAUCCUCAGACCCAGGUGCAUACAUCAGAUCCUCUGUUUUACGGCGAUCCCCCCAUUGA
This is a messenger RNA of Suillus discolor, 756 nucleotides long. RefSeq lists its product as uncharacterized. The transcript is spliced from 4 exons. Bases 1 to 756 code for a protein of 251 amino acids. The record is from RefSeq and is a predicted model, not a curated record. NCBI's taxonomy places the organism in Eukaryota, Fungi, Basidiomycota, Agaricomycetes, Boletales, Suillaceae.